GCAGAAAUUAGCCCUUCUGUUGACUGAGGAGACAGAGCAGAAGAGGUGACAUUUGGAAGCCAUUAGUCUCAUGAGGAGCAGCAGAAUAAAAUUAGGACUAAGGAGAUGAAACACAUCAAUAAAAUGCUCAUCAUGAAGUCUAAUAACAUGAAAUCCCAUUGUUACAUAUGGAUAUAAAGUUUGUAUGGAUUCCACGAUGGGCCCUCUAUAGUCCUGUGUCCCUCCUAUCAGUAAAUACUGCUGUCAGUCUGAGACCAACAGCAUGACUAGACUUUUUCAGCAGAAAAAAGUUAGGUAGAGCACACACACACACACACAUGAAAAACCCUUUAGGUGGAACUGGGUCCGCACCGCCUUGUUCUAUGAUGUAAAACCCAAUGGGUGAGAGUCAGUACAGUUCCGACUCCCCAUGAGUGCAGUAAAGCAGUCUACUAUUGGUGCCAACCUCCUGGCACUGGAGACACGGGCAGUUCUUGGCCUGGAAGCUGACACUUAAGCAGAGUGUUGCUGAAAAUACGUCUCGUUGUUUGUGUUGUUUGGCCCAUGAUGUUGGGCAGCGCCACUGUCACUAAGGAAAUGUUGUAAGGGACCCGGCGCAGAGCUUUACUGGUGAUGCAAACUCUAUCCUCCCCCCCGUAUCUCCCACAGCUUAGUCACUCCCACCCAAAAACCACAGGAAGCCCAGUACCGGUAACAUCUCACCAGGGACUCACAUCUUUAUCCUUUGCUACAAGGGCGAGUCCGUCUGAGCUUCUGCCUCACGCCCGGCACUUUAUAUUGUCACUUUUAUAUCGGGGUGCUCUGGAACUGGGGGACAUGGCUGAGCACGAAGGGUUAGAAUUUGGCAAAGCGGAUUUUGUACUCCUGGAUCAGGUGACCAUGGAGGCAUUUCUGUCUAAUAUGAAACUACGGUUCGAGACGGGCAGGAUUUACACCUACAUUGGGGAGGUUGUGGUGUCAGUGAACCCCUACAGAUCCAUGGAACUCUACGACAAAGAAAUGAUUGACUUCUACAGGGGCCGGGAGUUGUACGAGCGCCCCCCGCACCUUUACGCCAUUGCAGACGCCGCCUAUAAAGCCAUGAAGCGCCGAGCUAAGGACACCUGCAUUGUGAUAUCAGGAGAGAGCGGCUCUGGGAAGACAGAAGCCAGCAAGUAUAUCAUGCAGUAUAUAGCAGCCAUCACCAACCCCACCCAGCGCCAAGAGGUGGAAAGGGUAAAGAAUGUCCUACUGAAGUCUAACUGCCUCCUGGAAGCCUUUGGCAACGCCAAGACCAAUCGCAACGACAAUUCCAGUCGCUUUGGCAAAUACAUGGACAUCAACUUUGACUUCAAAGGCGACCCCACCGGGGGACACAUCAAUAAUUACCUGCUGGAAAAGUCCCGCGUCCUAAAGCAGCAGCCGGGGGAGAGGAACUUCCACUCGUUCUACCAGCUUCUCCGAGGGGCUUCUGAUGAGCAGCUGAACUCACUGCACCUCCAGAGAGACCCCGAAUUGUACAGCUUCACCAGGGACGGCAUCACACUCAACAACUUUCCCAUUAAUGACACGUCAAGCUACAAGGCUGUUCUGGAUUCUAUGAAGGUGAUCGGGUUCAGCCCAGAGGAGGUGGAUUCAGUGUACAGGAUUCUGGCAGCAAUUCUUCAUCUGGGGAAUCUGUGCUUCAACAUGGACGGUGACUCAGUGAUUAUAGACAACGAGGAGCUGGUGGCCCACAUUGCCCAGCUGACCCAUUGCCCAACUGACAGUGUCCUGAAGACCCUCCUCUAUAGAAUGGUGGCGACUGGGGGUGGAGACGUCAUUGAGAAAGGUCACAAUAUAAAGGAGGCCAAUUAUGCCAGGGACGCCUGUGCCAAGGCUUUCUACGAGAGGCUUUUCUGUUGGAUUGUGGGUCGGAUUAACAAUGUGAUAGAAGUGAAGAAUUACAACGCCCGAAUCCACGGCAAAAACACGGUGAUCGGAGUCCUGGAUAUUUACGGCUUUGAGAUUUUUGAAAAUAACAGCUUUGAGCAAUUCUGCAUUAAUUACUGCAAUGAGAAGCUGCAGCAGCUGUUUAUUGAGCUGAUUCUGCGGCAGGAGCAGGACGAGUACCAGCGGGAGGGCAUCGAGUGGCAACACAUCGACUACUUCAACAACCAGAUCAUCGUGGACUUGGUGGAACAGCCGCACAAGGGGAUCAUCUCCAUCCUGGACGAAGCAUGUCUGACAGUGGGGGGGGUCACCGACACCAUAUUCCUGGAAUCAAUGAACACCAAGUUGUGCAAACACCCCCAUUAUACCAGCAGAAAGCUGUCACAUACAGACAAAUCCUUGGCAUUCAACCGUGACUUCCGGAUCAAGCAUUACGCCGGCUUUGUCACUUAUUCAGUGGAAGGAUUUUUAGACAAGAACAAAGACACAUUAUUCCAAGACUUCAAGCGGCUGAUGUAUAACAGCAAAGAUCCAGUACUGACAGACAUGUGGCCGGACGGACAGCUAAGCAUCAGUGAGGUCACCAAGCGCCCGCUGACAGCCGCCACCCUCUUCAAGAACUCCAUGAUCUGCUUGGUGGACAAUCUGGCCUGCAAGGAGCCGUACUAUGUGCGCUGUGUGAAGCCCAAUGAUCAAAAGGCCCCCUACCUGUUUGAUGAGCAGAGAUGUCGCCACCAGGUGGAGUAUUUGGGGCUGUUAGAGAAUGUUCGUGUCAGGAGGGCUGGAUUUGCCUAUCGACAGCCAUACGAGAGAUUCCUGCUCAGGUACAAGAUGACCUGCGAAUACACCUGGCCCAAUCAUCUGAUGAACUCGGACAUGGAAGCCACCAAAGCUUUGAUUGACCAUCAUAGGUUUGAGGAUGACGUGGCCUAUGGCCAGACCAAAGUUUUCAUACGAACCCCCCAGACCCUUUUCAGUUUAGAGGAGGAACGUGCUGAGCUGAUGCCACUUAUCAUUCUCUUCCUGCAGAAGGUUUGGCGUGGGACCGUGGCACGUAUGCGCUGUAAGAAGCUGCGGGCAGUUUACACCAUCAUGAGACACUACAAGUGCUACAAGGUCAGGUCCUAUUGGCUGGAGGUGGUCAAGAGAUUCCAGCACGUGCGCAACAUGUUGGACUACGGAAAGAGUGUGGAGUGGCCAGAACCACCGACUGUGCUGGAGAAGUUCCAGGAGAUCAGCAAGAACCUUUUUAAAAGAUGGAGAGCCAGGCAGAUAGUGAAGAACAUUCCCCCCUCGGAUAUGUCUCAGAUCAAGGCCAAAGUGGGUGCAAUGGAGGUGCUGCAGGAUCUGCGUCAUGACAUUGGGUACGAGCGCUCCUGGAGGCAAGACUACCUGUCCUGUGAGACAGAUAACCCUCUGGCAGCUUCUCAGUUUUCCAAAAUCCUUCAGGAGCUGAAGAGGAAAGAGAGUCUCCGCUCAGUAUUAUUUUCAUGCCAUGUCCGCAAGGUCAAUCGCUUUAACAAGUGCAAGGACAGAGCCCUGCUGAUCACCGAUCAUCACCUCUACACAAUGGAGCCCAAGAAACAUUACAAGGUGAUCAAGACCAUUCCGCUCAGCACGGUGACAGGACUGAGUAUGACCGGGGGGAGAGACCAGCUGGUGGUGUUUCACACUCGGAAGCAUGAAGAUACGGCCUUCUGUCUGCACAAGAUGGAGCCGACUAAUGAGAGCCGCGUGGGAGAGCUGGUGGGCACCCUGGUGAAUCACUUCAAAUUGCAAAGAUGGGAGCUGUCGGUUAAAGUAACAGAUUGCAUCCAAAUGAAUGUCCAUGGCAGAAGACGACUAGUUUCGGUGGAGAUGCGCAACAGCAUAGCUCAGCCCGACUUCUGCAAAGGCCGCAAUGGCCUGGUGCUGUUCUGGUCUGGAAAGUGAGUCUGACUAGAAAGUGAGUCUGACUAGAAAUUGAGCCUGACUAAGAUUUGCUCUUCUUGGAUGCAAUGCGCUUGAAGCAUUCCCUAGUCGCUGAAUGUUGGGUAACCAGCCUCCUGCUAAUUUGUAAAGAGCUUAUAUAUAUAUAUAUAUAUAUAUAUAUAUAUAUAUAUAUAUACGUAUAUAACAGGGGGUUAGGAACUUUAUUUAUAGAUGCUUGUGCUUAUUUAACAGGUUACAAAGGCCAAGUUUAUCUAAAUAGAUUAUAGGAAUUUGAGGGUAAUUGACCUAGAAUGGCUUAGACUGAAGAUUCCCUGGUACCUUCACCGGCCAACUCACCCGCCCAUGCCAUUCAAUGUAGAUUCUUAUUAAAUAUAUGUUGAACUUGCUGUUCUCUAAAAUUUUGAUAUUUAAUGACCACACCAUGGGUGACACUUGUAACCGUCACUAUUUCUCAUUCAUUGCUCUGAGCCCGGGAUCCUGCACUGCCUCCAUUGGUGUAAAACUAUAACUCCCAUAAUUCCUUUGUCUGUCUGUAACUGGCCCAAAACGAAAACUGCUUUUGGGUCUAAAUUCUGCCAAAUAGCAGAACCGAUGAGUUGGCUGCCACACAUAUACUAAUAGCCACACAAUUUCGUGACAUCUAACGGGAAAUGAAACAUGGCUAAUAUGGGCACCUUUAUUAUAUACUUUCCGGGGACGUGUUUUACACAAUGUAGCUGAACUGUAUGUUUUUAUGUCUUAUUUUUAUAAAAUCAUUUUUUAUUAA
This is a messenger RNA of Xenopus laevis (African clawed frog), 4609 nucleotides long. Its product is annotated as unconventional myosin-Ig. The transcript has 22 exons. Lineage: Eukaryota; Metazoa; Chordata; Amphibia; Anura; Pipidae. Bases 613 to 3843 code for a protein of 1076 amino acids. The record is from RefSeq and is a predicted model, not a curated record.